Nicotiana attenuata is the source of this 1527-nucleotide messenger RNA. Its product is annotated as transcription termination factor MTERF5, chloroplastic-like. The record is from RefSeq and is a predicted model, not a curated record. NCBI's taxonomy places the organism in Eukaryota, Viridiplantae, Streptophyta, Magnoliopsida, Solanales, Solanaceae. Gene Ontology annotation, cellular component: chloroplast. The transcript has a single exon. Gene Ontology annotation, biological process: regulation of DNA-templated transcription; chloroplast organization. Gene Ontology annotation, molecular function: double-stranded DNA binding. Bases 97 to 1209 code for a protein of 370 amino acids.
UUAAGGUACUAAAAUUGACCUACCUUUACAAAGGGAAACGUUCGAAAAUGUACUAGGACUAGGAGUAUACCCCUGCUACCGCCUGCGCUUGCACUGAUGUUUGGACUGGGUAACAAUGGUGCAACAAAACAUCUCUUUUCCAUCAGAUUUCAGCUCUUUUACUCCACAGCUGCAGCGGGAGCGAGUUCCCGUGCCAAUGUAUUGGUGGAAUUCAUGGUGAACUCACUUGGGUUCUCAACAAAAGAAGCCAUUUCUACAAGCUCCAAGGUAACUCGUUCGAGACUCCGAAAUUAUGAGCCCCAUUUGUUACUUGAUCUCUUUCACAAAGUGGGUAUGAACAAAACCCAGAUCAAAACCCUUGUUUCUUCUUCCCCUGAAGUGUUGUUUUCUCAUAUUGAUAAAAACCUUAAACCCAAAAUUAGGGUUUUACAAGAACUUGGCUUAUCUGGGUCUGACCUUGUUACAUUUAUCAAUAAAAGCGAUUUCUUGACGAGAGGUUUACAUACUACUAUUAAACCCAGUCUUGAUUAUCUUCGGGAGUAUUUGGGCAGUUAUGAUGCUGUAGCUAGGAUUGUUAAGAAAGAGCCUAGGCUGCUUUCCAAUAAUCUCCCUAAAGUAAUACCACCCAAUAUACUAUUGUUGCAAAAUCUUGGGUUUUCGCUAGGGGAUAUUGAGACGGUUUUUAAUCGGCGUCCUAGGUAUCUGCUUAAUAACCCUGAGUGGAUUGAGAGAGUAGUAAAUCAAGCAGAAAAGAAUUUUAACGUACCUCGGGAGUCACGGAUGUUUCUUCAUGCCAUUGAAGCACUUGUGUCGCUUGAUGAAUCGAAAUUAGAAAGGAAAUUAGAUAUUUUCCGGAGUUUUGGAUGGUCUGAUUCUGAUAUCUCCGCAAUGGUGAGAAAGCUUCCUUACUGUUUGACUUCAUCAGAGGCUAAGAUAACAAGUACAUUGAAAUUUUUCAUGACCGAACUGGGGUAUGAACCUAGUUAUCUGGCUUCUCAUGCGCCACUUUUAAAGUACAGUAUGGAGAAGAGGGUCAAGCCAAGGAAUGAAAUCUUGAAGUUUCUUAAAGAAAACCAGCUAAUAAAAGGGAAACUAAGUCUUUACACUGCCGUGUCAUCUCCUGAAUCACGAUUUCGUAAGAAAUAUGUUCUUCCUUUCAAGGAGAAGAUGCCUGAGUUGUAUGAUUUAUACAUCAAAAAUACAAGCUAAAGAGAGGUCUUUACAGUGAGACAGUAGCUGCAGAGCAGUGUUUGUUUAAAAGGUUUAUUCACUUCUUGAUAAUUUUGUUCUUUCAUUUUGGUGCUCUUUUCAAGCAUGUUGCUACUUUACCUUUCAUUGUUGAUUAUACAUUUAUCAAAAAGUUACUGAGCUAUGAAAACUAGAAAUUGAGGCUAGUCUCAUUUUCAAAUCAACUGAUGUUUCUUGUUUAAUGGGAAGGAAAGCAGUGUAGAAACCAGACUUGAUGUGUAUGAAAUUGAUUAUUUGAAUACGUAUCUCAAUGAAGACCGUAAUUUGUUGUCAUAGCAA